Molecule: messenger RNA, 1589 nt
Organism: Octopus sinensis (East Asian common octopus)
Lineage: Eukaryota; Metazoa; Mollusca; Cephalopoda; Octopoda; Octopodidae
Product: tetraspanin-18-like
Exons: 8
Coding region: 608-1396 (262 amino acids)
Cellular component (GO): membrane
Source: RefSeq, a predicted model, not a curated record
UAAGAGUAUUCGAGUCAGUUCGUUAGCUAAUUAGUCAGGUGUUGGUAGCUAAGGAACAGACAAAUCGGCCACCAGUUGAUGUCACGCAACAGCCUUCGCCAAGAGGCUAUCCAUCCAGUUUUGUCACCGAGCUUCCCAAUUCAGCCAACCAGCCAGCAAGGAAGCACUGUAGACAACAACAGCCAACCCUACCAGACAACCGGCUAGGAUAACCAUCCCAGUGCACAAACUGGCCGUCUAACCAUACAACUAACCAUCUAACAUCGAGCCAGUCAGCUAGACACACAUACAGCCAAUCAGCCAGCCAGCCAGCCAGCCAGCCUGACAACGAGCAAGCCAGGUAGCCGUCAGUGUAAGCCGUCCAUCAAUCCAUUCAUCCUGUCAUCCAGUCAUGUAGACUGAAGCACAAGGUAAGAAAGAUUUAAGGAGACGUCACUGAGAUAUGUACUGCCUUACUACUGUUCACUGUUGUAAUAACUUUUCUCUGACUCAGCCUCAACAUGUGAUGUUACACGGGUUCCUAUUCAUCGAUACUAAUUGAUCAAGCGGGUGACUUGGGUAUCAAUGAACAGCACAAGUUAUUGAUAGAUUGUUAAACAAACUGAAAAUGCACGACAGAGUCCAUUGCUUGCUGAAGCGCUUUAUUAUCUUCUUCAACUUGCUGAUUGCGUUUUCUGGGGCCAUUAGUAUUGGUCUGGGACUUUGGAUUAUUCUUGACGAUGCAUCAUCGCUAGCUUUCACCAAAGUGAAUGAGCUUCAACGAUUGGAACCCAGUAUUGUGGAACUGGGUGCUUAUGUGGUCAUUGCAGGAGGUUGUGCAGCCUUAAUGUUUGGACUUCUGGCAAUUGUGUCAGUCUGUAGUGAAAGCAAGUGCUGUCUUACAUUUUACAUUGCCAUUAUCGCGUCAGCCCUCACACUGCAAGUAUCAUCUGCCACAAUGGGAUUCAUGUUUAAAGAUAAGUGGCAAAACCAUUUGGAAAAUGAAGUUCUCCAAGAAAUCUCAUCCAGUUUUGAUGGCAAAGUUAACUCUAACAAUACUUUUACUCAAAUAUUGAAUUCAUUCCAGAUAACGUUUGAGUGCUGUGGUGUUAAUAAUUACACUGAUUUUGAAAGAACCAAUCUCUGGACAAAGAAUUACAAUGGAACAACCACAAUAAUACCACAGUCUUGUUGCCGAGAUCGGAGAAUUACAACAGACUGUUUGACUUCGCCAAACGGAAAGAAUUCUUAUAUUGAGAAGGGUUGCAAGCAAACUAUCACUGAUCUGGUGACACGGUAUCACGGCGUCUUGAUUGCAGUAUCAUUAACAAUACUUGUUCUUGAGUGCCUGUCCCUCUACUUUUCAUUAACGUUCUUAGGAAUCAUAGUCUCAAAAGAAUAUGAACUGGACCAUUAGAAAACUGCUUAUUCUGAACGCUUCCACACCAUUCUUCAACAACGGAGUUAAACAACAUAUCCACUGCAUUCCAUCAUGAUUGCCUCAGCAUACGCUAAAACAUUUUUUAUAUUAUGUCACUACAUAUAUACAUUUGACAUAGAAGUUUUUUUUUCCUCAAUAAAAGCAUUAAAUAUAAAAUGAAACAAAUUAA